AUGCCUACCGCCGCCGGCCUCUUGUUCAGCUCCGCUCUUGGUCUUCUCUCCAGAAGAUUGCAAGUUCUCCUCGUGGGAAAGACCUACCCCAGAUCUUGGGACAGACUUCCUGGCUAUGUUUUAUCUACAGGAGUGUUUGUUGGAGGGUAUCUUGUGGGAGACCACUACGUUGAAAAUAACAGAAAGUUGUUGGAAAGAAGAUUGACGAUAUUGCGUGAGCAAAGAGCCAAGAAGGCUGCUUUCCACGAGUUCGAGGACGAGCCAGACCACAGAUGGACUGCCGACAAGAGAGGCAGAUUCUUCUCGUUAUUGGACAAAUUUGGUGCUAGUUACAAGUGA
This is a messenger RNA of Suhomyces tanzawaensis NRRL Y-17324, 339 nucleotides long. RefSeq lists its product as uncharacterized. Bases 1 to 339 code for a protein of 112 amino acids. NCBI's taxonomy places the organism in Eukaryota, Fungi, Ascomycota, Pichiomycetes, Serinales, Debaryomycetaceae. The transcript has a single exon. The record is from RefSeq and is a predicted model, not a curated record.